AUGUGCCUGGCAUUCGGCUCCAAGAAGCGAAACAGUAACGGUUAUGAGAAGCCUCGCGCCUUCACGCAGCCAUACUGGGGCGAAUUGCCUGCUCCCAUGCCCCUAUUGAGCGAUGGACAGCCUCCGAAGCACUCCGAACAGCACACGUACCGCGGCAAUCAUCAUGGUAUGCACACCGAGAAACUGUGGAGUGGUUUUAGCAGAGGGUUUGGUGGUUUCGGAGGAGGAAACGGUGGGGAUGGAGGCGGCGGUGGAGGCGGCGAUGGUGGAGUCCAGGACCACUCUCCAACCGACUGCAUCAUGGAGGCCGCUGGCCUAGCUUCGAGUAUCUUGACAUUCAUUGACAUAUCCUACAAGAUUGCAAAGGGAACCUACGAGAUAUACAAGUCCGCGACGGGGGCUACAGCCGAGAACGCACAUGUCAGCAAUGUCAUCACCGACCUGCAAAGGGCUACAGCCGAACUGGGACCAAGUUCCAACGAAAGACAUGACCCGGAGUUAGCGCACUUGUCAGAGCAGUGUCGAGGCUUAUCCAACGAUCUAUUAAAGCUUCUUGCAAGGCUCGAGAGGCGGGAAAAGAAGCUUCUUCAGAGUUUCAAGGCCGCUGUCGUUGGUGCGCGCAAACAGAAAGACAUCGCUUCGAUUGAGAGAAGGUUGGACCAGUAUCGUCAACAGAUUCUCCUCCAUCUUACCCUCAGCAUCUCUCGAUUUGAGAAUGAGCACGCUGCCAAAUUAGACGCACUGCACAAUCAACUUUCUGAGGUGCUGGAGAGCAUGCAAAAAGAAAAGUCCCGACCGUUCUCGGAAGAACAGAAGCCAAUAGACUGGUAUCGCAAUGAGCCACAUUCACAACUUGAUAACGUACUUCACCGAGACGACCCAGCUGAAGAAACAGCUCGCAAAACAUGCCACGGAACCUCCAUAACGGACCAAGCCGACGAAAUUUCACCCUACGUGAACGAUCUGAAAGAUCUUGCCAGGCUUAUCAACGACCUCAAAUCGUUGACCAACGUCGUCCAAGUAGAGAACAAGAUACUGGAGAACUUCGUGAGAGAAACGCUAGCAGAAUGUGCAAAUGGACGGAAGCUCGUUCUCGUCAACACGUUCUUCUGGAACUCUGGUCUUCCGUUACAAAAGUCUUUGGAAGGCUUCUACCGCACCAUCCUGUUCCACACUUUGAGACAAUGCCCCGAAUUGCUCGAUAAAGUUUUCCCCAAUCCCAUCGGCACCGCCUCGUCCCCUCUACAAGUGGGAAUCUCAUUAUCAGAGUUGAAGGCAGCCUUCAGUCGCUUGCAGUCGCUGAGGAACACUGCGGGCUAUCUGUUCUGUUACUUCGUUGAUGGACUAGACGAAUAUGAGGGAGAUCCUUUAGAGCAGAAAAUUCUCGCAAAGAUGCUACAAGCAUGGGCACGGGCUGACAAUAUCAAAAUCAUAUGCUCUGCCCGGCCAUCUAACGUCAUUGUCGACAUUUUCGGCGCCGACGAGACGUUCUUCAACCUGCACCACUUGACAAAAGCCGACAUACACAAUUUUGCCAAAACUCAAUUCGAAGAGCAUUUGACGGAGCCCAAAUUCAAGCAAGGUCAGACGGCAUGUCUGCAAAUGACCCAGAUAAUAGCGGAAAACGCCAAUGGCGUCUUUCUCUGGGCCAGUCUCGUUGUCAGGGCUCUAUUGAACGCGGCUCUUGAACACGAAGACGAGACUUCUCUUCGCAAAAGACUGGAAGAAUGCCCCAAGGAUCUCAAUCAACUCUUCCAUCGGAUGCUCUACAGCAUUAAUACAUCCCCAUCGUCGCAAAGGCAGAGAUAUGAUUUCUCUACUGUUCCCGUUCAAAAGCUGGAAGACGUUGUUUGCGAUGUGAAAGACUCCAGCGAAGAAAGCAGCAAGCGGUCGCGUUCCUCACCUCGGCUUGUGCAGAAGAUUUGGAUCCCGAAAUAUUUCAUGUUCAUGUACCAAACUCUACAGUGGGAGGGUGAUUCUCGUGAAUGGGGGCCUUUUUCUUUCCUUCACCUCGCUGCCAUUUAUGGUGCCACCGAAUACGUUGAGAAAACUAUUACGAGGAUGGAUAACCCGACUUCGGUUGAUGCAUUUGGAACCAACCUUCUAUAUUCAGCAUCCAACUCAUCAGAUCUGAAUCUCGUAGGUCUUCUCCUCGAAAGAGGUUGGAAUCCAAACAACUAUGUUUCGGCCUGGAGCUCGGCGACGAGUGGAGAGGUCUCUGUAUCCGUCUGGGAGGCCUUCCUGUGCGACCUCGUGAUGCAAUUGGGCAUACAUCCCAGAAUCAGCUCUCAAGGCUCCUUCUGCAGACCCAAAUUUGAAGCACCAUUGCCUUUGAUGACUCAUACGCUGUCGAUCCUUGAAAAGCUUCUUCGCUACGGUGUAGACGUAAAAGUGGAGGUACUCAUUGAAGAAUACGAUUAUAGAGGCUAUCCCAAGAAUCCUAGGCCAGAAUCGCAAGGCCAAAUCCCACCAAAAUCAUUGUUCAGAAUAUCAUUGACUCAAAUUCUUCAGAUUCUCCAAAUGAUGAAACCAAAGAACCUGGUAGAAUUGGAAUCUCUUUUGCUCAGCGCGUCAGAAACUAAGAAGAAGGGGUUCACUAGGAUACUGAGCCGUAUAGGGUCGCGGAAGCCCCAGAAACUACCAGAGCUAGCAUCUUACCCUCCGGUAGCUAUGGACGAUUUUUUGAUCAAGAGGUGGAAACCGGCAGGCAUUGUGUCAUUGGGAGGGAGCCGUGUUGUGCUCGACUUCUACCCCAAGAUGAUUUAA
Messenger RNA from Colletotrichum orchidophilum, 2766 nucleotides. RefSeq lists its product as uncharacterized. Bases 1 to 2766 code for a protein of 921 amino acids. The record is from RefSeq and is a predicted model, not a curated record. The transcript is spliced from 5 exons. NCBI's taxonomy places the organism in Eukaryota, Fungi, Ascomycota, Sordariomycetes, Glomerellales, Glomerellaceae.